Molecule: messenger RNA, 1267 nt
Organism: Serpula lacrymans var. lacrymans S7.9
Lineage: Eukaryota; Fungi; Basidiomycota; Agaricomycetes; Boletales; Serpulaceae
Exons: 4
Coding region: 6-1148 (380 amino acids)
Biological process (GO): tRNA N1-guanine methylation
Cellular component (GO): nucleus
Molecular function (GO): tRNA binding
Source: RefSeq, a predicted model, not a curated record
ACACGAUGGACUCGCAAGUAACUUCAUUUUCUCCACCGUCUGUCGCCGAGGAAAAUACCGGUGGACAGACUGGGGAUAAUCAGGGAGAUGUCGUGCACUUGAUAGAUUCAGCGGAUAAGGAGCCUGAACAAGAGCCUCUAUCGAAGAAAGCGCGGAAGAAGGCUGCAAAGGCGGCCUAUCUUGCGUCUGUAAAGCUUGAGCGUAGGGCUCGAGAAAAGGAGGCGAAAAAGAGGAAGAAACAAGCAGAGAGAGAACGAAAGAUGGCGCAGGGUGAGGUGGGAGAUGGGAAGAGCAGUGCAGAGGCCAGUUCUGGUCCUGGCGAGAGGCGGAGAAAAAGACGCAAACUAGGGCAGGGUGACGAGGGCGAAGGCGUCAACGUAUUCGCUGCGAAAGUCGUGGUCGACCUAGGGUUUGAUGAGCUGAUGUCCGAAAAGGAAAUUACGUCCCUCACAUCGCAGCUCGCAUAUACUUAUAGCGCGAAUAGACAUGCCGCACGUCCAUUCUCCGGUUUAAUAUUCAGUUCGUUGGGAGGACGGACGCGGACGCGACUCGAUGCUAUGAACGACGCGGGAUACAGACGGUGGAUAGGUACGGAGUGGUGGGAGGAGGGAUAUGAGCGGCUGUGGACCGAUGGUGACAUAGUUAAAGAGCAGAACUCAGUAGAAGGUGACGGGUCUCUGGAAACGCCAGGACUUCCAGAGCAUCUCCCUGAGAAAAAAACGGAGAAGGAAGUGGAUGAUGCCCGAGAGAGCGUGGUGUACCUCACAGCCGAUUCCGUAGACGAGCUGGAAGAGCUUAAAGAAGGGGAGACGUAUAUUAUAGGGGGUAUAUGCGAUCACAAUCGGUAUAAAAAUCUCUGUCUGAAUAAGGCUAGCGAGUCAAAAAUCCGACAUGCGCGACUGCCGAUUGGGCGAUACAUUGCCUCUCUCACAACGCGUAAGGUGUUAACGGUGAAUCAGGUAUUCGAGAUCCUAGUGAAGUGGGUGGAAGGAAGGGACUGGGAAGAGGCAUUUUGGAGCGUUAUCCCACGGCGGAAGUUCCAGAAUGGAGCAGAAAGGGACGAGGAAAACAAGGGUGUUGAUGGCGGUGGUGAUGCGGAGGGGAAGGGCGAUGGUGGUCACGAGGUUGAAGAGGCCCUUGACGGAUGAACCAGUGAUGUGCCAAUACAGCGGUAAAGAACCUCCGGCACUCCAGUAAGGGAUCUAGAGAUGGAUGAACUUGUAGGACGAUCUUGAUCGUUGUCUGUCGCGUCGAUGCACCCCAAAAA